AUGUCAUUGACUGCUGUUAGACAAAGACUUUUAACUAUUAAUAACACUAGAACUUAUGUGGAAUUUGAUCCAAGAGAGACAGUGCAGUUGUAUAAUGAGACUAAGAGAUAUUUGAAACAUGGAGAUACUCAACUGACUCCAGAACAAAGGUUGUCAUUAAUGGAGAUGUUAUUUUAUUUAUCAAUAUUUUGUAGUGAAGACGUAGAAGCUCAAGUUAUUUAUAAUCAGAUUAGUGAUACUUUAGGUGAAGAAUCAUGUAAAUUACAGGUUAUGAAAGCCACACUUCUGCAAUUUAAUGGUUCUAUUGAGGAGGCAAUUAAAUAUCUGGACGAUUUAAUACGUCAAGAAUAUGAAUAUGACACAGAUAUGGCAAGCUAUACAGUAUUAUCUAAAAAAUUGUUAACUUUGAAAUUAUAUUAUGGUAAAGACUACAAUAACAAUGAUGUUAAUAAUGAUAUUAAUAACAAUACUGAAAAUAAACAAACUAAAAAGUAUUGGGAUACAUGGAUAAAAGAAAUUAAUAUUUUAAUUGAGAAAAGUCCAUUGGACCCAGAAUUAUGGUGGUUUUUGGCUAAAAUAUAUGAAUUAAAUAGACAUUUUGAUUAUGCAAUUCAUUGUUUGCAAGAAGUUGUAUUGAUUAUGCCAUUUAACUAUAUUGCCUUUGCCAAAUUGGCCGAAAUGUAUGUUUACUAUUCAAUGAGCACUAAAAUAAAUCAUAAAGAUAAAGUAGAGGUCCUGAAGUCAGCACUUAAUAAUGCUUUAAGGUCAGUAGAAUUGAGUGAGACUUUCUUAAAAGGUUGGACUUUGAUUAAAUUAAUAUGUGAAAGAUUGAAGGAUGAAGAUAAGACUAGAUUGAUUAAACUAGCUAAUAAAAAAUUAAAGGAGAUUGGAAAUGAGUCCAAUGAUUAUGAUAGAUUUAUUUCUGGUUAUAUUCUCUCUAAAUGA
Messenger RNA from Arxiozyma heterogenica, 945 nucleotides. RefSeq names its product Emc2p (gene EMC2). The record is from RefSeq and is a predicted model, not a curated record. Gene Ontology annotation, biological process: protein folding in endoplasmic reticulum. The transcript has a single exon. The coding region runs from base 1 to 945 and encodes 314 amino acids. Gene Ontology annotation, molecular function: protein binding. NCBI's taxonomy places the organism in Eukaryota, Fungi, Ascomycota, Saccharomycetes, Saccharomycetales, Saccharomycetaceae. Gene Ontology annotation, cellular component: EMC complex.